Messenger RNA from Suillus bovinus, 1009 nucleotides. RefSeq lists its product as uncharacterized. NCBI's taxonomy places the organism in Eukaryota, Fungi, Basidiomycota, Agaricomycetes, Boletales, Suillaceae. The transcript is spliced from 5 exons. The record is from RefSeq and is a predicted model, not a curated record. Bases 1 to 777 code for a protein of 258 amino acids.
AUGUCCUACGCCUCAGUUGCUGCUCACGAUGCUCCUCCCUCGUCUGAGCAGCCUCGUCCGGAUCCUGCACUCCUCACGACCGAAAACUCCUCUGCAAGUAAUGUUAUCGACGACACUUCUAAAUUGAAUGUCGUUUCCAGCGAUUUUAAAGAGAAUCUUGCGGCACAUACAAACAAUACAUAUGUUCCAGAAGACAUUGAUGAUGAUCUUGUCGACCAAAGCAGGAAAGCGAUGACAGGUAAAAGGAAUAAACGCUUUCAGGAGGCUCAGGCCGAAGGCAUUUAUUUGUGGGAGGUCACAAAGUACUAUUUGUUUCGUCCAGGUGUUGCUGGUGGUCUCAUUGGCCUGGUGAAUGUCGGCCUUCUGUCUCGCGUGGGCUACACAUUCUACACGAAACCUGGCCUUCGUCAGAAUUUCACUGCAAUCAGCUCCGCAGUGGCAGGAGCACUGCUAUUGAUUGGAACUGAAGGAUACGCAGUACAGAAGUAUCGGCAGACCCCUAUCGGCCGCCAGGAAGAACGACGCGCGCGCGAGGAGGGCACCCUCAUCUACAAGCAGCUUCGAGAGCACGUCUUUCGUCCGGGUGUCUUGAGCGGUUUGGUUGGACUAGUAAACACAGCGAUCCUUGGAGCAGUGGGGUAUUACAGCUUUGUGAACUGGCACAAACCUAAGUGGAACCGGGAUGUCGUCACCGCUGUUGCAUUCGGCCUGCUCACGCUUUGGGGUGGUGAAGGAUAUCUUGCAGAGCGCUAUCGUGCAGAACGGCGGAGACAGUAGUGUCAAUAGGCUGCAUUUGCGGUUUGGAAGAGCACCUGUACAGUAUGUCAGCUUCGAUGAUGAAUUCUUUAUUGUGCGCCAAGUCUGUUCACCAGUAAACUAGACGAGUCAAAGAGAUAUACAUCACUUUCGCAAGUCAUCACUGAGUAUGUGUUGAAGAGAAAGGAAUGGCACACAUAUCAUUUCAUAUCGCACAAAAAACACCAUUGAAAUUUCAUGGUAUCAAACUCGA